This is a messenger RNA of Fusarium keratoplasticum, 765 nucleotides long. Its product is annotated as Pectate lyase. Gene Ontology annotation, molecular function: pectate lyase activity. The record is from RefSeq and is a predicted model, not a curated record. Gene Ontology annotation, biological process: pectin catabolic process. NCBI's taxonomy places the organism in Eukaryota, Fungi, Ascomycota, Sordariomycetes, Hypocreales, Nectriaceae. Bases 1 to 765 code for a protein of 254 amino acids. Gene Ontology annotation, cellular component: extracellular region. The transcript has a single exon.
AUGAAGUUCUCCAUGGUCAUCACCGGGCUCUUUGCCUCUGCCGCUAUUGCCACUCCUCAGGGCAACAUCACCCCCAACACCAUGGGAGCCCUCGAGAAGCGUGCCUCCUUCCCCAUCCCCGCCUCCAAGGGUUCCGUCACCUACAAGUCCCCCCAGGUCAUCAAGGGAAGCUUUGAUGGUGGCAUGAAGACCUACGGCCGUGGUGUCAAGUGCACUGGUCAGAAGGAGGGCGGCGACAAGGAUGCUGUCUUCAUUCUUGAGAACGGAGCCACCCUCAAGAACGUCAUCAUCGGCACCGAUCAGAUUGAGGGUGUUCACUGCCAGGGCUCCUGCACCAUCGAGAACGUCUGGUGGAAGAAGGUCUGCGAGGACGCCCUUACCCUCAAGGGUGACGGUAACGCUCUCGUCAAGGGUGGUGGUGCUACUGGAGCCUCCGACAAGGUUAUCCAGCACAACGGUCUUGGUACGGUUACCAUCGACGGCUUCACUGUCGUCGACUUCGGAAAGCUUUACCGAUCUUGCGGUAACUGCAAGAAGAUGGGCACCCGCAACGUCGUCGUCAAGAACGUGAAGGCCUACAACGGCAAGCUCCUCACUGGCAUCAACUCCAACAAGGGUGACAAGUCUACCAUCACUGGCACUUGCGCUACCUCUGUCAAGAAGAUCUGCAGUGAGUACGAGGGUACCGUCCCCGGCAAGGAGCCCAAGCUGCUCCGCUCCGGGCCUAGCUCCGCCUGCAAGUACACUUCCGUCAGCUCGUGCUAA